Helobdella robusta is the source of this 1951-nucleotide messenger RNA. RefSeq lists its product as hypothetical. The coding region runs from base 193 to 1032 and encodes 279 amino acids. Lineage: Eukaryota; Metazoa; Annelida; Clitellata; Rhynchobdellida; Glossiphoniidae. The record is from RefSeq and is a predicted model, not a curated record. The transcript has 11 exons.
CGCAGCUAUGUAAUAAAUUAACUUCUUUGAAGGUAUUUAAAAAAGUUAUUUCAUCAAUCAUUCAAAGUGGGUUACUUCACUUAAAACUCAUUUUGUUUUGACUGACGCUGGGUUAAAAAAAGUGAAAAAUUAACUGCAAAGAAAAUAAAUAGAUAGUUAAGAUAAAAAAAAAUUAAAAAAAAGUUGAAAACCAUGUUCAAUCUGGAAGAGUUUCAGAAGAAAGGGUUCGUCAUCUUGCCAAACUUUAUUAGUGAGGAGGUCGCCAAUGAAUUAAAAUUAGCAGCUCUGAACUUGGUGAAAAAACCAGAUGGUGAUAAUAGACUGGCAUUCUCGACAAGCAAAAGUGCGCAGCUUUAUAGGGAUGCGUACUUUCUCGAAAGUAACGAUAAGAUUCGAUUAUUUUAUGAACCGUCUGCAUUUGAUGAAGCAGGUGAAAUAAAAAUUGAUCAUGAAAAUGCUGUGAACAAAAUUGGACAUGCAUUGCACAUACUUGAUCCAACUUUUCGAAAGAUUUCUACGGACGAAAAAAUAAAAGAUGUGAUGAGAACUUUGAAAUAUGAGCAACCAACUAUUGUCCAGAGCAUGUACAUCUUCAAACAACCAAAUAUAGGGAAUGAAGUUCCAGCGCACCAGGACGCCACCUACCUUCACACCACGCCGCUGAAUGGUGUCGGAUUGUGGCUGGCUCUUGACGAUGCCGAUGAAAAUAAUGGCUGUUUGCAUUUCAUACCUGGCUCUCACCUUUCUGGUCUACACUUUGAGACAAGAUUGGUGAAUAAAGAUGGCAACGCAUCGUUUACAACGAGUGAAAUGAAGGACCGUUACAAGGAUGAAGAAUUUGUCUCAGCGCCCGUCAAAAAAGGUUCUCUUGUUUUGAUCGAUGGAUUGGUAGUGCACAAGAGUGACAACAACAAAUCAGAUCGUUCGAGAAAUGCCUUCACCUUGCAUAUCUACGAUGCAGCACAAGCUCAGUGGGACCCGCUCAACUGGCUGCAACCAUCUUCUCUUGGAAACUUCGAACGCCUAUAUUGAGAAAACUCCCGACAGCACUCUGCUGUGCCUUCUCAUUUAACUAUUAACAUUUUUAAUUUUUCCCUCAUUAUGACAAUUAUAAAUAAAGUUUUAUUACUUAUCAUUCAAUAUGAUUUUUAAUUUCGCGAAAAAGGUACUAAAUAUUUUUCAUGUCACGUCAAAACCUAUGUGAAAAAAUAAGAAAAAUUAGAUCAUAUGAAACGAAUCAGGAAUAAAAAGGACGACGCCAUUAUAUUAAACUAUCGAUGAAACUUCAAAGCUGGUCUCCAUAUAGAAAUCCAGUGGUGAGUGUGGUGAGAAUGAAUUUGAUGGUCUUCCUGUACAACUUUUCGAUGUAACUUGUGAAUCGAUCACCCAGAGCUUCACUGACUGCCGUUAUGAAAGGCUCUUCAAUGGCCUGUAAAAUAUAAGGUUCAAAUACGCUUAUUGUUUCAAAGUUAAAUCGUAUUUCGGUGAAAUCAUCGCAAGAAUAUAUUUUUUUACUAAAAAGUUUUUUGAGUCAAUUUUUAAACGUUAUUUCAAACGUUUGGAGAUUUAGUGAGGUUGAAGUUGCUAUGUCGCUUUUUUAAUUUUUGUGCACCUAACUACCCAAAUUAAAAUUGCCUCGCUCAGUUUCGUGGCGUGAAUGCCGACCAACUUAAUCAUAAAUUUUUUAAUCCAAAAUUAAGUUUUAGUUAACGAAAAUAAUAGAAAUUUGUAUUGUAGUUAAUUUCAUUUUAAUAUUUUGUAACAAUUAUUAAAAUGUAAUUUAUUAUAAUUUUUUGAGCAAUUAAAAUAACAAUUCAGCACUGGUUGUGAUUGGCUAGCUUUACCGAAGUGGAACUACUAUAUUGAAAAAUUUGGUGACCUGUUUGUUGGAUGUCUAAUGUACCCAAUUUCAACUGUUCAAUUAUUGAAAAAUAUGUAUCUGCUUGAAUUA